Molecule: messenger RNA, 1868 nt
Organism: Mirounga angustirostris (Northern elephant seal)
Lineage: Eukaryota; Metazoa; Chordata; Mammalia; Carnivora; Phocidae
Gene: RPA2
Product: replication protein A2
Exons: 9
Coding region: 209-1021 (270 amino acids)
Biological process (GO): DNA replication; nucleotide-excision repair; double-strand break repair via homologous recombination
Cellular component (GO): nucleus; chromosome, telomeric region; DNA replication factor A complex
Molecular function (GO): single-stranded DNA binding
Source: RefSeq, a predicted model, not a curated record
CAGGAAAAAGCGUAGAGUUCGUGAGCAUUGACUGGCUGAGGCAAGAAGCGUUCUGGACGCUGAUUGGUUCCGUCGUUCGCGGGAAGGAGUUUGUGGCACCAGCGGGAAGUGGAUUUAACACUGCGGCCGCAGCAGGGGUCUGAGGAGUUAGACGAACUCACCAGACAGGCGUCUUCGGGACAUCUUUCCUGAGGGAGUCGGGACCAAGAUGUGGUUUAGUGGAUCUGAAAGCUACAGCAGCUCCUCCUUUGGCGGAGCGGGCGGCUGCACGCAGUCGCCCGGGGGCUUUGGAUCGCCGACACCUUCGCAGGUUGAAAAGAAAUCAAGGGUCCGAGCCCAGCACAUUGUACCCUGUACCAUAUCUCAGCUGCUUUCUGCCACUCUGGUUGAUGAAAUGUUCAAAAUUGGGAAUGUUGAGAUUUCACAGGUCACUAUUGUGGGUAUAAUCAGACAUGCAGAAAAGGCCCCAACCAACAUUGUGUACAAAAUAGAUGACAUGACAGCUGCACCCAUGGAUGUUCGCCAGUGGGUUGACACAGAUGAUGCCAGCAGUGAAAACAUAGUGGUUCCUCCAGAGACAUAUGUGAAAGUAGCUGGCCAUCUGAGAUCUUUUCAGAACAAAAAAAGCCUUGUAGCCUUUAAGAUCAUGCCUCUGGAGGAUAUGAAUGAGUUCACCACACAUAUUCUGGAAGUUGUCAAUGCACACAUGAUCCUGAGCAAAUCUAACAGCCAGCCCCCAGCAGGGAGAGCACCUAUCAGCAAUCCAGGAAUGGGUGAAACAGGGAACUUUGGUGGGAAUAGCUCCAUGCCAGCAAAUGGCCUCACUGUGGCCCAAAACCAGGUGUUGAAUUUGAUUAAGGCUUGUCCAAGACCUGAAGGAUUAAACUUUCAUGAUCUCAAGAACCAGCUCCAACACAUGACUGUAGCCUCAAUAAAGCAAGCUGUGGAUUUUCUUAGCAACGAGGGACACAUCUAUUCCACUGUGGACGAUGAUCAUUUUAAAUCCACAGAUGCAGACUAACUGGAUCUAAUUGAGUACCCAAGGCAUUUUCCAGCUGGAUCUGUUUUCAUAAACUGUUGUCUCCAGCUAUGCAUCUGUUUGGCCAAUUGAUUUCUAGGAUUUCAUCUAGGAAGGGUCUCAUUUAACAUCCUUUUGAAACUUACUGCUCUUUGGUUUUUUGUUGUUAUUUUUGUGUUUUGAAGCUCAAUUUUGGGCACUUGACAAGCAUAUAAACCUCUGGGUGGACUUUCUUAAUGAAGUUACAAAUCGGGGCGCCUGGGUGGCUUAGUCAGUUAAGCAUCUGCCUUUGGCUCAGGUCAUGAUCCCGGGGUCUUGGGAUCAAGCCCCAAGUCAGGCUUCCUGCUCAGCGGGGAGCCUGCUUCUCCCUCUGCCCCUCCCCCUGCUUGUGCUCUCAUGCGCGCGCUCUCUCUCUCUCCCCCCCCCAUCAGAUAAAUAAACUCUUUAAAAAAAAAAAGUUACAAAUUAGCUGUUUACAACAUUAGGACAGAGGGAAGUGGGAGAACUCUGCUACUGAGGGAGUUGGGCGGUUAUUACUUAAAGAAUAGUCAGGAACUUCUGUUCCUAUCAUGUUCCCUGUGGAGAGAAGAUGAGCAGGACUAGGGCCUUCAGCAGGGAGCUAGCCAAGAAACCCACUAACCUCUGCCUGGUUUUGUUCCCCCCUUCAGUUGGUUAUAUGGUGUUAUCUUCAGAAUUGCACUUUCCUUCACCUUGUCAUGACUGCUGCCGAAAGUGUGUUUUUAUGAAGUUCUAGAGUGGUGGCCUCAUGAGGGCAGAGGGGAGAAAGAUGUUCUUUCGAUUUCAUACUAAAAAGUACAUCCCUAUGUUUAAUAAAAGCUCUAUUGUAGAA